Messenger RNA from Elephantulus edwardii (Cape elephant shrew), 939 nucleotides. Its product is annotated as olfactory receptor 7C2-like. Lineage: Eukaryota; Metazoa; Chordata; Mammalia; Macroscelidea; Macroscelididae. Gene Ontology annotation, cellular component: membrane. Bases 1 to 939 code for a protein of 312 amino acids. Gene Ontology annotation, molecular function: olfactory receptor activity; G protein-coupled receptor activity. The record is from RefSeq and is a predicted model, not a curated record. Gene Ontology annotation, biological process: G protein-coupled receptor signaling pathway. The transcript has a single exon.
AUGGAGCCAGGAAAUCAAACAAGCAUUUCAGAAUUUUUCCUCCUUGGAUUUUCUCAGGACUCAGAGCAUCAGUCAAUCCUGUUUGGAAUGUUCCUGUCCAUGUUUGUAGUCACUGUGCUUGGAAACCUCUUCAUUAUCCUGACUGUAAUUUCUGACUCCUAUAUCCACACCCCAAUGUACUUCUUUCUAUCCAAUCUGUCCUUGACUGACAUGUGUUUCACCUCCACCACCAUCCCAAAGAUGCUAGUGAACAUCUAUACUCAGAGCAAGUCCAUUUCCUAUUCAGGCUGCAUCACUCAGAUGUACUUUUGCAUGGUUUUUGGAGGCAUGGACACAUUUCUUCUGACUGUCAUGGCUUAUGACCGGUUCAUAGCCAUCUGUUAUCCCCUGCACUACUCAGUCAUCAUGAACACCCAUCUCUGUGGUUUGUUGGUUCUUGUGUCUUGGUCCAUUUGUUUAACAUACUCCUUAAUUCAGAGCUUGUUAGUACUGCGUCUCUCCUUCUGCACCAACUUGAUAAUUAAACACUUUUACUGUGAACUUGCUCAGACUCUCACAAUUGCCUGUUCAGACACACUUGUUAACUAUAUCCUGCUUUAUAUGGUGAUUAGUAUUUUGGGUGUUGUUCCCUUCUCGGGAAUCUUCUUUUCCUACACUCGAAUUAUGAGCACCAUAUUGAGAAUCCCUUCAGCUAACGGGAAGUAUAAAGCAUUUUCUACCUGUGGGUCUCAUCUCUCUGCAGUUUCUUUAUUUUAUGGUACAGGCCUUGGUGUGUAUCUCAGUUCUGGAAUAUCAUCUUCAUCCUGGAAGAACAUGGUCACCUCAGUGAUGUAUACAGUGGUCACACCUAUGCUGAAUCCUUUCAUCUAUAGUCUGAGGAACAGGGACAUCAAGAGAGCUUUUCAAAGAAUCCUUAGGAGAAUGCUCUCUAUUCAGUGA